UACAGCAUUCACGAAUCUUUUUCCUAAUAAUAAUCCCAUAAUAAUAAUAAUAAUCCUAACCUAAUCGCAUUACCAAAAUUGUUAAAAAAAGAAAAUCCAAUUACGAAACACUUGGCCGGUACAGAUUAGAUGCUGCAGUCGCCGGCCAUGAAAUCUGUGAGUUCCACGUCAGCAGCUGUACCUCUCUCUACUCGUCUCGUACCAACAACUCUCCGACCUCUAUAUCGAGCUCGCCUUCACAACAACCUUAAUCUGAGAAGAUUGAGAAAUGGAACUUGCAGGGCAGAGUUUGCAAACGAUGUGCCUUACGCGGCCGCUAUCGGUGCUUGCAUUUUAAGCUCGUGGGUUUUCCCGACUAAGUACUCGGAGGAUGACGAUGGUGAAUCUACGAUCGAUUCUGCUGAUGCAAGGUUUGCUGUCAUGGGAAUUAUCAGCAUCAUUCCAUAUUUUAAUUGGAUGAGUUGGGUUUUCGCGUGGUUGGAUACUGGGAAACCACGUUAUGCUAUUUAUGCUCUUGUGUAUUUGGCUCCAUAUUUAAGCACCAAUCUGUCUCUAUCUCCUGAAGAUAGCUUGCUACCCAUUGCUAGCAUCCUCUUGUGCAUCUUCCACAUUCAGAAAAUUUCAUCUGGUUCCAGCUGGAAGCAUUCAAAAAAGAUGACUUCCAGGCGUUGGAUAAAUUUACAGAGACUGGAAAGCAUAUGUCAGAAAAGGAGGAAACAUACGAUCUUAAGAAGUUGCCUUCAGCUGAUGAGAUAAAGAGGUGGGAAAUUUCUAGAAGACCUGAAAAUCCAGAGCACUUGAAUGAAGAUGGAGAAGAUAUUAGUGAAAAGAAGCACUAAAUUUGCCUGUUUAAGGCUGAGUUUUGACGAGCCGAACGCCAUACUUGGAAGGAGCACUAUCAUACGCUGAAUAAACAAUAAGCAGUACACAAAACGGAUUGAUCUUAACGUGCUAUGAUUCAACUCUGCACCGACUAUCUAUAUGGUCUCUUAUCAAGAUUGGACAAGGGCCUACUAUCUUUUCGCAGCUGUAGUAUGACUGCUUUAUCUUAGUACUCUAGUGGUGUUGCUGGGUUUUCUCCGCCUCGUGCUAUUUCUCAUCUUGGGUUCUAUUUGGAUCACUCCUGAUGGUGACACAGCUGAGCGUUGUAUUCUUAGUAUUUUUACGCUGAAUUGUGUAAUUUCGUUGUGAAGAGCUCUUGUCAGUUGUAUCUGGAAUGUUUUGAUCUGCAAUUUCUUGAUUCUCCUGCAUUUGCAGAACAUUUAUUUAGCACUGUUUCAUAGUUACAAUAAGGUUUAAGAGUGAUA
Messenger RNA from Lycium ferocissimum, 1307 nucleotides. RefSeq lists its product as uncharacterized. The transcript has 6 exons. The coding region runs from base 130 to 756 and encodes 208 amino acids. Lineage: Eukaryota; Viridiplantae; Streptophyta; Magnoliopsida; Solanales; Solanaceae. The record is from RefSeq and is a predicted model, not a curated record.